This is a messenger RNA of Diaporthe batatas, 1548 nucleotides long. RefSeq lists its product as uncharacterized. Gene Ontology annotation, molecular function: zinc ion binding; sequence-specific DNA binding; protein binding. Gene Ontology annotation, biological process: regulation of DNA-templated transcription. NCBI's taxonomy places the organism in Eukaryota, Fungi, Ascomycota, Sordariomycetes, Diaporthales, Diaporthaceae. Bases 1 to 1548 code for a protein of 515 amino acids. The transcript is spliced from 3 exons. The record is from RefSeq and is a predicted model, not a curated record.
AUGUCUCAAGGGCCCCCGCAGCCUCCCCCGGGGCCUGCGCCCAACAUGUUCGACUUUGGCAAUAUGGGCAUGCAAGACAUGAACGGGAUCGGGAUGAACGACGGCCAAGACAUGAUGGCCCUCCACGAUAACUUCAUGUUCAACCUCGAUGCGACAAUGUCCAUGAGCCUGGACCAGUCCGACGACCAAGGCAUGGGCAUGUCCAGCACCUUUAAUCCCCAGCUCAUGGGUGGGGCCGCAAGCCCACAACACGGGUCCUUGGCUCAGCAAAACGGCCUCGGUUCCGGCUCUAUGAGCAUGCAGAACUACCAACCCUCCCCGUCCGAAGACACCGGCCCUGGAGCUGGCCCUCAGCCCAUGACCAGUUUCGCCAUGACCCAAUCUGCACAGAUGCCCGGCGGCUCGACCCUGACCGAGUUCACAAAGAGGAGGAACUGGCCCGCCAAGGUCGUCGAGGAGCUCAAGGACCUGCUGAUGAUCCUGGACGCCGACGGCCGCGUCAAACAUGUGUCCCCAAGCGUCACAGCCCUGACCGGCUAUUCACCCGACGACGUCCUCGAGAGGCACCUCAAGGACUUUACACACCCAGACGACCAGGGCCUGUUCCUGACCGAGCUGAACGAGGCUAUCGCGUCGGGCAGCCAGAUGAGAUUGUUCCACAGGUUAAAGAAGAAGGAUGGCAGCUAUGAGAUCUUUGAGUCCGUCGGCCACGCACACAUUGCCGCCGCCAGGUUUGCAGCCAACCCCAACAACCAGUCAGCCUUUUGCCAGGCCGUGUUCUUCAUGGCGCGCGCCUACCAGCAGCAGGAGAAUGCCACCCUCCUCGACUCCUUCCUGGAACACAAAAUAGAAAACGAGCGCCUCAGGAGGAGGAUUGCCGAGCUCCGCAGGGAGGAGGAGGCGGAGACCGAGGAGGCGGCGCGCAGCUGGCGCCAGAGCCAGGAUGGCCGAGGGGAUAUGACACCAUCCGAGUCGACCAACAUGACGCCUAUCGGACAGAGCCCGACCUUCUAUCGCUCCAACUCGGACGCGGCAGCGAUGCCCCCACCUGAGAGGCCCAACCCGCUCAACAUAGCACUGACGAGGGAGAAUCUCGAGGGCGUCACAGCAGGGAGCCGGCCUGACUCUAUCAGGGACAAAAUGGCGCGCUACGAGGGCACUCAUGGUGACACUAAUAUAGAGAGGCUCACGGGCUUGCGAUACAACGAGGGCGAGAGAAGCCGCGGCAUAACGACGGGCAACGCGAGCCCCACUCUUAUCAAGGGCGAUGCCGGGAUAGCAAUACCCAUGGACAGGGACCCAAGAACUGGGGAGAAGAAGAAGAAGCUCAAGGUUGCGGAGGAAUAUGUCUGCACCGAUUGUGGCACGCUUGACUCCCCGGAAUGGCGCAAGGGCCCAAGUGGCCCCAAGACGCUGUGCAAUGCUUGUGGCCUCCGAUGGGCCAAGAAGGAGAAGAAAAAGAGCACCUCUGGCCCAGCAGGAGGAGGAGGUGGUGGUGGUCAUGGCAUGGGAGGGUCAGUCCAGUUGCUAGACCACGGGCAGUCAUGA